AUGUUGGGACCCAGACCUUUUAAUUUUACUUCAGUGUUCUCAAAAGCAGGAACCUCGUGUUUGCCACUAUUCCAGUUGGUGCUCUCGGACCCACCAUGUGAAGAAAGUGAAAUGUGCAUAAACUAUAAAGAUCGAUACACAAGUGACUGGUAUAUCUGGAUCUUGCUGCUGAUUUUCCUGGUGACUCUCCUCUGUGGAGUCAUGUUCUUCUGCUUCCAGUGCUGGCUGAGGAGACCCCGAAUGGAAUCCCCAAGACGCACCAUGGCUGUUUUUGCUGUUGGAGACUUGGACCCCGUUUAUGGGACAGAAGUGGCUGUGAAUCCAACUGUUGGAAUUCACCUUCAAACUCAAAACUCUGAAAUGUGUCCUGCUCCAUGUUUUGGCACUUUAGACCCCCCACCUCCAUAUGAAGAAAUUCUGAAAUCAAGCUGA
Molecule: messenger RNA, 432 nt
Organism: Enhydra lutris kenyoni (northern sea otter)
Lineage: Eukaryota; Metazoa; Chordata; Mammalia; Carnivora; Mustelidae
Product: transmembrane protein 207
Exons: 5
Coding region: 1-432 (143 amino acids)
Source: RefSeq, a predicted model, not a curated record